AUGGCCGACAUGAAGAGCGGCGUCUUCGCCAAGAACGUGCAGAAGCGGCUGAGCCGGGCGCAGGAGAAGGUACUACAGAAGCUAGGAAAAGCUGACGAAACGAAAGAUGAACAGUUUGAGGAGUAUGUUCAAAACUUCAAGAGGCAAGAGGCAGAAGGUUCCAGGCUUCAAAGAGAACUCCGGGGAUAUUUAGCUGCAGUCAAAGGCAUGCAAGAUGCUUCUAAGAAGCUUACAGAGUCCCUGCAUGAAGUCUAUGAGCCUGAGUGGUAUGGCCGGGAAGACGUGAAGACGGUUGGGGAGAAGUGUGAUGUGCUUUGGGAAGAUUUUCAUCAAAAGCUGGUGGAUGGAUCAUUGCUGACCUUGGAUACAUAUCUGGGACAGUUUCCUGAUAUUAAGAACCGCAUCGCAAAGCGGAGCAGAAAACUGGUUGACUACGACAGCGCAAGACAUCACUUGGAAGCUUUGCAGAGUUCAAAGAGAAAAGAUGAAGGCAGAAUUUCUAAGGCAGAAGAAGAGUUUCAGAAAGCACAGAAAGUAUUUGAAGAUUUUAAUACUGAUUUACAAGAAGAGCUGCCGUCUUUGUGGUCAAGACGAGUUGGCUUUUAUGUGAACACAUUCAAAAAUAUCUCCAGCCUUGAAGCCAAAUUUCACAAAGAAAUCACUUCGCUAUGCCACAAACUUUACGAGGUGAUGACCAAGUUGGGAGAACAGCAUGCUGACAAGGCCUUCACCAUUCUAGGAGCACCCAGUGAUUCAGGCCCACUCCGAAUUGCAAAAACUCCAUCUCCACCUGAAGAGGCCUCACCUCCACUUAGUCCUGAGGCCAGUCCUAACCACACGUUGGCACCAGCUUCUCCAGCACCAGCACGGCCUAAAUCUCCCUCACAGCUGAGGAAAGGACCUCCUGUCCCACCGUUGCCUAAACUCACUCCAACUAAAGAGCUACAACAGGAGAAUAUUAUCAGCUUGUUUGAUGACAACUUUGUUCCUGAAAUAAAUGUGACGACUCCGUCACAGAAUGAAGUUCCAGAAACUAAGAAAGAAGAGUCUUUGUUAGAUCUGGACUUUGAUCCAUUCAAGCCCGAUGCUGCAGCUACUGCACCAGCCCCUUCGCCAAUGUCACAGACGAUACCCUGGGAUCUAUGGACGACAAGCAGCGAAUUGGUGCAGCCGCCCGAUUCUUCAGAAAAUCUUUCCUUGUAUAACCUGGUCACAGAGAAAAACCCAGACAGUGGUUCAACAGAAGAUAUUAACAAACCCCAAACUGAUCCAGGUUUGCUCCACUGUGGCCUAGGUGGUAGUGCAGCCAGUGAGAGCCAGGAAAGAGAAGCAGAUGUCCCUAUGCCAUUUCCCGAGGCAGAACAAAUUGCAACUGAAUCUUUUGUUACGCUGGCUACUACUACUUGGUCUGCAGUUGGUGAGCAAGAGGAUGGUGCCUCUUGGAUGGCCUCCAUAGAUGAAAACCAAACUGCUUUUCUAGACACUUACUUGGACACAGGCCACGUUUUGGAUUUGGUGGAGGUGAACCAGCCUUUAAUGACUGAAGCUUUGGCCCAGUGUCCUGCAUUGGGAACAGAUAGCUUUUUGGAUGGAGCCCUGUGUAGUACGGAAAAGGCAGAAGAUGAGACAAGGAAAACAGAAGAAUCUUUGUGGGCAAAUGUGGAACCAUAUGAAAAGGCAUCCAGUGCUUUUAAUGGAUUCACACAGGAUACAUCCCUGUUCUCAAUGCAAUCAAAUCAGAAUGUGAUGAAUAACCUGGCUGAGGCAGAAGAGGCUCCAUCUUUAGAAGUCCAGGCUGAGGAAGUCCUCAGUGCCCCUGAGGUGGCUGUUUCUGCUCCUGAGCCAGAAGCUCAGCCUGUUGAGGCUGGUGAGCCACCCACUGAAGCUGUGGAUGCUGUAGAGGCAGGGGUGCAGGAGACAACGGAAUAUGCAGAGAAAGAGUGUGAGUUACAGAUGGAUUCUGUCGUGGAAAGCCCGGCUGUACCCGAGAGUGUCAGUAUGGCUCCCAUAAUUGAAGGCAGUGAAGUUGCUGUUGUCACUGAAACAGAAGAAGAAGUUGGUGGCCGUGACAAACCGGACACUGAAGGAAAAGAAGCAGAGGUGUCUCAGGAAAAUCUCAGCAACAUUCCUUCAGUGGUAAUAGAGCCGGCAUCCAACAACGAAGAAGAUCAUGAUGUUGUAGUGAACGAAUCAAAAGAUGCUAUGGAAGAUGUCAGUGCUCCGGGCAUGGAAGGCCUGGCUGGCGAACCUUCAGAGGCUGCAAGUGAGCCUACAGCCAUCAAGGGCGUCCCGUCAGCACCUUCUGAGGAACAGGCUGUAGCAACAGAAGACUGCAUGCCACCGGGCUUCCUCUUCAAGGUUGAAGCGCUACAUGAUUUUGAGGCAGCUAAUAAUGAUGAGCUGAACUUGACGAGUGGAGAUGUCAUAUUAGUAGUCCCAUCAACAGCAGCUGAUCAGGAGGCUGGCUGGUUAACGGGCAUUAAGGAAUCGGAAUGGCUUCAGUACAGAGAUGCAACUGCUUGUAAGGGACUCUUCCCCAAGAAUUUCACCCGUUGCUUGGACUAG
Messenger RNA from Euleptes europaea (tarantolino), 2565 nucleotides. RefSeq names its product amphiphysin (gene AMPH). The transcript is spliced from 23 exons. Bases 1 to 2565 code for a protein of 854 amino acids. Lineage: Eukaryota; Metazoa; Chordata; Lepidosauria; Squamata; Sphaerodactylidae. Gene Ontology annotation, cellular component: plasma membrane; cytoplasm; synaptic vesicle. The record is from RefSeq and is a predicted model, not a curated record. Gene Ontology annotation, biological process: synaptic vesicle endocytosis. Gene Ontology annotation, molecular function: phospholipid binding; protein binding.